Messenger RNA from Elgaria multicarinata webbii, 2423 nucleotides. It is a transcript of the gene NUDC, whose product is annotated as nuclear distribution C, dynein complex regulator. The coding region runs from base 56 to 1084 and encodes 342 amino acids. The record is from RefSeq and is a predicted model, not a curated record. The transcript has 9 exons. Gene Ontology annotation, cellular component: cytoplasm. Gene Ontology annotation, biological process: protein folding. Lineage: Eukaryota; Metazoa; Chordata; Lepidosauria; Squamata; Anguidae.
UUGUUAAAGACGAAGUAAAAAAAGAAAAAUAAACCGGCCAGCGUACCAGGCAGUGAUGGGGGCUAGCGGGGAGGACGCGGCCGACAGCGAGGAGCGCUUCGACGGCAUGUUGUUAGCCAUGGCCCAGCAGCACCAGGGCGGCGUGCGGGAGCUUGUGAACACCUUUUUCAGCUUCUUGAGACGCAAAACUGAUUUCUUUGUGGGAGGAGAAGAGGGUGCUGCUGAAAAGUUAAUCACAGAGACAUUCAGCCGCCACAACAAAAUGGCUCAGAAAGCAGAGAACGAGAAGAAGGCCCGCCAAGAAGCAGAACAGCGGGAAAAAGCAGAACGUGCUGCUAAACUUGCCAAAGAAGCAAAACAAGAAGAAAGUGAGCCAAGGAUUAAGGAGCUCACUGAUGAGGAGGCAGAAAGGUUGCAACAGGAAAUCGACCAGAAAAAAGAGAAGAAAGACAACGAGAUCCAGGAUAUCCCUGUUGAAUCUGCUGAGAAUCCAAUGGAACCCCCUGAGCCCAGCAAACAGGAUACAGAUGAGGAGGAAGAAGAUGAGAAGGACAAAGGCAAGCUUAAACCAAACUCUGGGAAUGGGGCAGACCUUCCAAACUACAGGUGGACACAGACUCUCUCUGAACUAGAUCUGGCCAUCCCAUUCAAAGUGAACUUCAGACUGAAGGGGAAGGAUAUGUUGGUCGACAUACAGAGACGGCAUUUGAAGGUGGGACUGAAGGGCCAUCCCCCUGUGAUUGACGCAGCCUUAUACAAUGAGGUGAAGGUGGAGGAGAGCUCAUGGCUGAUAGAAGAUGGGAAAAUAGUCACUGUGCAUUUGGAGAAGAUCAACAAGAUGGAAUGGUGGAAUAAGUUAGUUCAAACCGACCCAGAGAUUAACACCAAGAAAAUUAACCCAGAGAACUCAAAGUUAUCCGACUUAGACAGUGAAACACGCAGCAUGGUGGAGAAAAUGAUGUAUGAUCAGCGGCAGAAAUCCAUGGGGCUCCCCACGUCUGAUGAGCAGAAGAAGCAGGACAUAUUGAAAAAGUUCAUGGAACAGCAUCCAGAAAUGGAUUUCUCCAAAGCAAAAUUCAACUGAUAUGGUUUUCCUCUUCUCCUUCCCUCUCUACCAAUGCAACUUUUACAGUUUAAGAAUACAUGACCCAAGUAGGACAAUACGUACAUUUCUUCCAGCCUUGGAAUGCUGUCAGCAUUCGCAGCAUACCAGGGUGUGCUUUCUGUAUAAAAAGAGCUGUGAUGGUUAAACUAUCCUACUAUUUAGGUUUCUGGAUUUUCAGCAACAGUAUCAGUCAUCUGAGGCCAGAAGUUUUAUUUUUGUGUUUAGGGCAAAAUAUUUCAGAGAGGUAGGAGUAAAGGAAAAGAGGAAUUUCUUUUGCGCCUCUCUUAAUGUUAUUCUGACAGAUCUAGGAAACUGUAAUUCUUUAAGGAACUGAAGAGAGAGAGCCUCGAUCACCCUGCAGCUCUCAAACUGACGGCGCUUGAAGUCCUCCAUUGAAUCACUCCCUCUAGCAUUCCUGCUCCAAACCAAGCAAACCCUGCAGAAUGCUAACUCAAUGCAGCAAUUCUGAAAGUACUUUCAGACAUUGUAAGAAACACGAACAGAUUAAUCCAUGAGUGCCUUGUGCUCCUUGCACUUGCACUGGAAUCUCCAAAGAAGAACCCAUGUAAGAGUGAUGUACGUUAGCUUGUGCGGGUUGCCAUUUUGGAAGUUACAGUAAAAGCACAGAAAGCAGCUCCACGAGGAAUCCUUAUAAUUGCUUGUCGUUACUUUUUAUAACCUCUGGUUAUUCUAACAUUGCAAGCAUAAAUGCAUAAGCUUGGAGGCGAAUGAGCUAGACUACCAUGUUCAUUUGUUUAGGAUUUGGGGCAGAUUGAAAAGAGAUUAAACGGUGUUUUAGGCCAGUGCAAUAAGCCACUGGGAUCUGGCAUAUGGGUCCUACAUUCAUUAUAUCAAAUGGAUCUGUCCGUAGCUGUUUCUGCCAGGCCCUGUUUAUAACCAUUUCAGAGCUUUGAUAAUAUAUAUCUGCUCCAGACAGUAGAGGUUCAACUUGCAAUACUGAUGUUUUGGGCUUACAAAACCAACAUUUAGAAAUAGAGAGGGGCUGUUAAAUGACUGACUACUUCAAGGAGGUUGAUGUGGACUCUAUUCUUGCAGUACCGAAGAUAAACUGAUCAAUGUAAAUUGUGCUCAUGACUUAUGAACGGUAAGUAAGAUCUUUCUGCUGUCAGGUUGGAUGGCAGGCAGAUCUCUGGCUUGCUGGAGACCAGCUACACACCUUGCUAGAGCUGUUCCACAUACAUUCCCCCUUCCGUGUAGGACAUGCCAAACAAGAGCCUUCUGCAUGUUCUUUGUUGCUUAAAAACAGCUUGUAUUCUGCAUGUACAAUUAAAAAGGGUGACGUUUUUAUGUAUUGUCA